Messenger RNA from Erigeron canadensis, 2382 nucleotides. RefSeq names its product dnaJ protein ERDJ2A-like. Bases 142 to 2184 code for a protein of 680 amino acids. The transcript has 10 exons. NCBI's taxonomy places the organism in Eukaryota, Viridiplantae, Streptophyta, Magnoliopsida, Asterales, Asteraceae. Gene Ontology annotation, molecular function: transmembrane protein transporter activity; RNA binding. The record is from RefSeq and is a predicted model, not a curated record. Gene Ontology annotation, biological process: post-translational protein targeting to endoplasmic reticulum membrane; SRP-dependent cotranslational protein targeting to membrane. Gene Ontology annotation, cellular component: Sec62/Sec63 complex.
AAACCUUAUUUCCGUCUACCAUUUUCAUAGUCAUAUUUUCUUGCCAAAAAAUCCAAAUCAAAAUUAGCUUCAUCUUCCCCGGAGCAAUUUCACUUACAGGUGAAUUGACAAUCAGAUUCAAGUUAUAGACAGAAUUUUGCGAUGGCUGCUUCGGAAGAGAACAGUGGACUCUUCCCGAUCUUUAUUUUGACAAUGAUUGCACUGCCGCUUAUACCUUAUACAAUAAUGAAGCUUUGUCGUGCUGCCUCUAAGAAAGCAAAAAGCAUUAACUGUCAAUGUUCUGUUUGUUUUCAUUCAGGAAAAUACCGCAAGUCAAUUUUCAAAAAGAUCUCAAACGUCUCAACAUGGAGUAACUUUACGUUGGUGUUGUUAUGGGUCAUUAUGGGCGUCCUUGUGUACUAUAUCAAGACUAUAAAUCGUGAAGUUCAAGUUUUUGAACCAUUCAGUAUUCUUGGAUUACAACCUGGAGCUUCGGACUCCGAAAUAAAGAAGGCAUAUCGGAGACUUUCUGUUCAAUACCAUCCUGAUAAAAAUCCAGAUCCAAAUGCCCACAAGUAUUUUAUUGAGUCCAUUGCUAAGGCAUAUCAGGCACUUACAGAUCCAAUUUCCCGUGAAAAUUUUGAGAAGUAUGGUCAUCCAGAUGGCCGACAGGGGUUUCAAAUGGGAAUAGCUCUUCCUCAGUUUCUACUCAAUAUUGAAGGUGCAUCUGGGGGGAUAUUAUUACUAUGGAUUGUUGGGGUUUGUAUUCUACUACCGUUGGUGGUUGCUGUUGUAUAUCUAUCUAGAUCAUCUAAGUAUACAGGAAAUUAUGUCAUGCAUCAAACAUUGUCCGCUUACUACUACUUCAUGAAGCCCUCCUUGGCCCCAAGCAAAGUUAUGGAUGUUCUCAUUAAGGCUGCUGAAUACAUGGAAAUUCCAGUCCGUAGGCCCGAUGGAGAACCCCUUCAGAAACUGUUUAUGUUAGUUAGAAGUGAGUUGAAUUUGGAUCUCAAGAAUAUUAAACAAGAACAAGCAAAGUUUUGGAAGCAGCAUCCAGCACUUGUAAAGACAGAGUUAUUGCUUCAAGCUCAUUUGACUCGUCAAACAGCAGCCUUAACCCCGGAGUUACAGAAUGACUUCAAACGUGUGGUGGAGCUUGCACCUCGUCUUCUUGACGAGUUAAUGAAGAUGGCAGUCAUACCACGCACAUCUCAAGGGCAUGGCUGGCUGAGGCCUGCGGUUGGUGUUGUUGAGCUCUCUCAAUGUAUCAUUCAGGCUGUCCCUCUUAGUGCAAGAAAAGCUAGUGGAGGAUCCUCAGAAGGAAAUGCACCUUUUCUGCAGCUUCCUCAUUUUGAUGAUGCUGUGAUGAAAAAGAUUGCCCGCAAGAAGGUGAAAACCCUUCAGGAGCUUCGUGACAUGACAGUGGAAGACCGUGCUGAAUUGCUUUCUCAAACUGCUGGUCUCUCUGCUGCUGAAAUCCAAGAUGUAGAAUCCGUACUUGAAAUGAUGCCUUCCAUAACCGUUGAAGUUACUUGUGGAACCGAAGGAGAAGAGGGUAUACAAGAAGGUGACAUUGUCACAGUGCAAGCCUGGGUGACCUUGCAACGUGCUAAUGGCUUGACCCGUGCUCUUCCCCAUGCCCCAUACUAUCCUUUUCACAAAGAAGAAAAUUGUUGGUUUCUUCUUGCAGACCUGAAUUCAAAUAAUGUCUGGUUUUCUCAAAAAGUAAGUUUCAUGGAUGAAGCUGCAGCUUUGACUGCUGCUUCAAAAGCUAUAGAGGAAACAAUGGAAGGCUUGGGUGCAAACCCAAAGGAUACUAGUAAAGCUGUGAGAGACGCGGUUGACAAAGUCAAAAGUGGGUCCCGGCUUGUGAUGGGGAAGUUCCAAGCCCCAGCUGAAGGUAAUUACAGUUUGACUUGUUACUUACUGUGUGAUUCUUGGCUUGGGUGUGACAAGAAGACGGGGGUAAAAGUUAAAGUAGUGAAACGGACUCGCGCCGGGACUCGUGGAGGUUUCAUGGAGGAAGGACCCGUGUUGGAAGAUGGGGCAGAAGAGGAAGAGGAGAAUGAAGAAGAGGAAUAUGAUGAAGAUUAUGAGAGUGAGUACAGUGAAGAUGAGGAAGAUAAUAAAGAUAGUAAAAAACAAAGCCGUGCUAAUGGCAAAGGACCGGCAUCAAAUUCAGGUUCCGGCUCAGAUGACGAAUGAGGAAUGUUGAUAGCUUUUUUUAGGUAGGACUACAAACUAAAUUUUCAUUACGGUGAUCUUGAUAAUUGCAUCAGAUUCAGUUUUGGUUUUUAAGUUUGUGAACUAGGGUUUCAAAACCCAAAAUAUCAGUUUGGUUACCUCCAGACUUUAGUGUUAUAACAGCAAAUGAAAGAUACCCAUAUUUGUAUUUUUAGACAA